UUGAAUUUAAUAUUUUUGUGGUUGUGCUUCUGCUGGUUUUAGCCAAAGAGGGUUUCUCACAGAGACGAGAGGGGAGACGAUUUUCUGAAACCCGAGUCUCACACACAAAACACUGAACACAGAGAGUUGAGAACUUCCAAAUUCAACGUUAAAACUUCGAUCYUAUCUUCCAAUUUCUUCGCUUCUGACUUCAUCCGAUCCGCUUCCAUGGAUCCCUUCGAUUUGUUCCGGAAAGGAUUUGGUUGAGGCUACAAAAAGUUGAGCUUUUCCCUACAGAUUUUUUCAAAAUUAAUGUGAGCAUUAUAUUUUGGUAUUAGCAAAUAAUGAACGUGUCCAAGAAAGGAAUGCAAACCAACGAGGCAAAACAAAACACUGUGAGCAAGGUGACAUCUUUGAAUCCCAAUGCAGCCGAGUUUAUUCCCUUCGCCCUCAGAGCAUCUCCAGUUGGAAGUAGUAGUGCGCCAGAUUUGACAGCAAGGUUUUCUACUUCUGGGACAUUAGGAAAAGCAGUUCUAGAUCGGACUGAGUCAUCUGUAUCAAAUAAWUCUGAUGAAGAGGCCCRUCAAUUCUGGAGGCAUCAGCUCCCUGAUKAUAUUACUCCUGAUUUCRAGUCAAUGGGAGAAGAUGAGAAUCUCUCUCUUKGAAAUAUUUCRUUGKCUGGCUUAUCCUUGCAUGAUGACAGUGAUGCCYCYUUAUUUUCUGCUUCUACUGGCAGURAAUAUUUGUUGAAUGAUCAGCAGGAUUCAAAUCUAAAUCCCUAUAAUGGCAGUCAAUUUACUGAUAAGUUUAGAUUCUCUUCUGCUUCGUAUGGGGAAGAUCAAUCUUCAGCUAGUCUUUUUCAAAUUUCAAAUAAACCAUKGCAGAAGCCUGUUCUUAACAAUAAUCAUCCUGUUAGCAAUGAACGACACCCUUCUUAUCUUGGCAAUUCUGGGAGGGGAUUAGCUAUGGAUGUCUUGAGUGAGCAAAUAACCAUGGAUGAAAGUGAUAUGAUGAACCCUGUUGAGUUUUUGGCUUUGCAGUUCCCUGGUUUUGCUGCUGGCCUUGCAGAAGUUUACUUUGCCAACGGAGGUGACUUAAACCUGACUGUUGAGAUGCUUACUCAAUUAGAGCUUCAAGUUGAUGGUGGGAUAAGUCAAAACCUGAAUCCCAAGACAAUGUCUGCCCCCAAUCUUACUGCAAUGGACUUUCCCGCACUUACUGUAUCCAGUGGUCAAAAUGGUCAUCCAAAAUUUGAUGAUCUCCAACAAAGUGCCAACCCGUAUCUCUCUUCUGAUAAAGAUAGCAUGAUUUUCUUCAAAUCCAGCGCUGUUCCAUCCAGAGGUGCUGCAGACUUUGCUUCUACUAUCAGGAAAUUGGCAUCUCAGGAUUCUGGUAUGUGGAAGUACAAUGGAAACGGUUCUGCUGAUGACUCUAUUGGCUCGAGUAGAAGUUCUCAUACAUUAGCUAGCAAAUACACGAGUGGUCAUGGGAAAGACACCUAUAGUGAGAGGUUGCUACAGCGAGGUUCAGCCCAGGCUGCUCCGGUUUGGCUUGAAACUGGUGAAGCAGUUGCAAACAUGUAUUCUGAGCAGCGGGAGGAAGCACGUGAUMAUGCUCGCCUGCGAAAUGCAUAUUUUGAACAGGCACGACAAGCAUACCUCAUCGGUAAUAAAGCUUUAGCAAAGGAGCUAAGUGUGAAGGGUCAGUUACAUAACAUGCACAUGAAGGCAGCUCAUGGAAGGGCCCAAGAAUCCAUUUAUCGCCAGAGGAACCAAAUAGGCGCAGAUGCUCAGGGAAAUGGGAGGGGACAGGAACGAAUGAUCGACUUGCAUGGGCUGCAYGUGAGCGAAGCGAUUCACGUUCUGAAGCACGAGCUGAGCGUGCUGAGGGGUACUGCCAGGGCCUCGGGACAACGUCUGCAGGUUUAUAUUUGCGUUGGAACAGGGCAUCACACCCGGGGUGCCCGCACUCCUGCCAGACUUCCAGUAGCUGUACAGAGAUACUUGAUCGAAGAAGAAGGCCUCGACUUUAGCGARCCGCAACCAGGGCUGCUUAGAGUUGUGAUUUACUGAGCCAGGGAGUGAGAGGAGGAGAGCACAGUGAAGUGUAGGAGUUUUUUUAUAAUUUUUUUCUUCUUUUUUUGACUAAAAAAAAAAAGAGCCAUGAAAUCAUACUUGUGAUAGUCACCAUUGUUGUACGGUAAAUGGUUAGAGUUGGGGAAAAGAGUUAUUCAGGCCGAAACCAAAAAAAAGAAAAGAGAAAAAAAAGAGAGAGGGAAGAAGAUAAAGAAUUAGGAGAAGAAAAUGAAGAAGGGAAGAUGAAGAAAGGUGAGAAAAGUAAGUAGAAUUGUAUCAAGUUUGAUCGGUUGACAGGGGUUUAACAUUUCUUAGCCCUGAAAUCGGCAUUCUCUUGCUACUUUGUUUUUUAAGGUUUACAUUGUACCUUAAAUUUUUGUCAGUUGUUUUUUCUUACUCA
Momordica charantia (bitter melon) is the source of this 2454-nucleotide messenger RNA. Lineage: Eukaryota; Viridiplantae; Streptophyta; Magnoliopsida; Cucurbitales; Cucurbitaceae. The record is from RefSeq and is a predicted model, not a curated record.